GAAUUUCUUUUAUCGUUGACAUUGUUGUGUUUUCCCACACUCCACAAAAUGAGCGAGCCAACAAAAGAGGGGAAAUUAUGUGGUACCAUAUUGCCUUUCUUUCGAUUUACGCAGCCGAAGCUGCACUCAAACUGAUAGGUCUUGGUUUUAGGAAGUACUUCCACUCCGGGUGGAAUCUAUUUGACUUCUUUGUGACUCUUGCUGGUUUCUUUGGUGUAGUUAGAACAUCGUUCAGCUUUAUCGUUGGUCUGAGGCCUCUGAGACUUCUGUUGCUCUUUAAAUUGAAGCAGAGAUACCGUGAUGUGUUCGACACAAUGGGUGUCUUAUUACCGCGAAUGGCCAGGAUGGCUUUGGUUAUUCUUCUGAUGUAUUACUCGUUUGGAAUCGUUGGAAUAGAAUGCUUCUCUGGACUUAAACUGAAAAACUGUUGUCAGAACACAUCAUGGGAAGAAGAAUACAGAGAAGACGGCUAUAAGUAUUAUUAUUUAAACAACUUCAACGAUUUGCUGCAUUCUUACGUGACAUUGUUUGAAUUGACGGUGGUCAACAACUGGAUGAUAAUAAUGGAAGGGAUUGUUUUCGUGACAUCAGACUGGGCUAGGAUAUACUUCAUGUUAUUUUACAUUGUCAUGAUGGUGGUUGUGACCAUCAUUGUAGCGUUUAUUCUUGAAGCCUUUCUCUUCCGAACUAAAUAUCAUAAAGAACAUCGUACUGACGAAGAGGAGGACAUGAACAUAAAGAAAGAAAUAACAGUUACCUAUGAAGAAUUCCUGCACUUGGAAGAAGAAUUUCGGCACUUGGGAGAAGAAUUUGUGCAAGACCUGCAGCCUAAUCAGCCUGUUAGGUAUAUAGGAAAACGUUCCCAAACAAAAAUGGAUUUGAACAUAAAAAUGUACGCAGAUGAAGUCAAGCAAUGGAUUAAAAAUGAACGGGUAACCGCGUAUAUCGAUAUGUCAGAAACUUAUGCGCAGUCUGAAGUUAUGGAAGAAGAGCCUGAUAUAGGAUUGGUAAAUGAGGUGGUACGCGAGGACGAGGAAGUAUGAUAACAACUCACUUAGGUCGAAUGGCAUCAAACGCGCGAGUUACCAUGGUUACAUACAUUAGGUAGCUUUUUACCUCUAGAUUAUCAUCAAAACUGGAAAUUUCAAAUUUCAAUUCUUUCCGCUACAUUGUGUUUCAUAUUUUCCAACCUGAAUAUGUUGAUGAUCACUAAUAUCUUACUGAGUGUUUGUAUCGUCCACUUCUCAUUUUAGCUUUUUAGCCUUUUUAUUCCGUUUUAAUCUU
Orbicella faveolata is the source of this 1284-nucleotide messenger RNA. RefSeq names its product two pore channel protein 1-like. Gene Ontology annotation, biological process: monoatomic ion transport; transmembrane transport. Gene Ontology annotation, cellular component: endosome membrane; lysosomal membrane. NCBI's taxonomy places the organism in Eukaryota, Metazoa, Cnidaria, Anthozoa, Scleractinia, Merulinidae. The record is from RefSeq and is a predicted model, not a curated record. Gene Ontology annotation, molecular function: voltage-gated channel activity; monoatomic ion channel activity.